AUGGCGGUUUUCUGGAGGCUGAGUGUCAGUUGCGGUGCCAAAGGAGCCCGAGCUCUGUUCCUCCGGACCCCAGUAGUCAGACCUGCUCAUGUCUCAGCAUUUCUCCAGGACCGAUCUACCCCAGGAGUGCAGCACAUUCACCUGUCCCCCAGCCACCGUUCUGGUGGCAAGGCUGCAUCUCUUCACUGGAGUGGUGAGAGGGUUGUCAGUGUUUUGCUCCUGGGCCUGCUCCCAGCUGCUUAUUUGAACCCUUGCUCUGCGAUGGACUAUUCCCUGGCUGCAGCCCUCACUCUCCAUAGUAACUGGGGCCUUGGACAAGUUGUUACUGACUAUGUCCAUGGGGAUACAUCACAGAAAGCAGCCAAGGCAGGCCUCUUGGUACUCUCUGCUUUAACCUUUGCUGGUCUUUGUUAUUUUAACUAUCAUGAUGUAGGUAUCUGCAAAGCUGUUGCUAUGCUGUGGAAGCUCUAA
Messenger RNA from Orycteropus afer afer, 471 nucleotides. It is a transcript of the gene SDHD, whose product is annotated as succinate dehydrogenase complex subunit D. Bases 1 to 471 code for a protein of 156 amino acids. The transcript is spliced from 4 exons. NCBI's taxonomy places the organism in Eukaryota, Metazoa, Chordata, Mammalia, Tubulidentata, Orycteropodidae. Gene Ontology annotation, cellular component: mitochondrial envelope; membrane. Gene Ontology annotation, biological process: tricarboxylic acid cycle; mitochondrial electron transport, succinate to ubiquinone. The record is from RefSeq and is a predicted model, not a curated record. Gene Ontology annotation, molecular function: ubiquinone binding; heme binding.